This is a messenger RNA of Stegostoma tigrinum, 3227 nucleotides long. RefSeq names its product kynurenine--oxoglutarate transaminase 1-like. Bases 337 to 1605 code for a protein of 422 amino acids. Gene Ontology annotation, cellular component: cytoplasm; mitochondrion. Lineage: Eukaryota; Metazoa; Chordata; Chondrichthyes; Orectolobiformes; Stegostomatidae. The transcript is spliced from 13 exons. Gene Ontology annotation, biological process: biosynthetic process. The record is from RefSeq and is a predicted model, not a curated record. Gene Ontology annotation, molecular function: L-kynurenine:2-oxoglutarate transaminase activity; pyridoxal phosphate binding.
ACACGCGAGCCUGACCGGAUACCUUUUUUUAACGCGCAGGAAAGCAGCAAGCCAUCUCCGUUUUGUCCGCGAACGGGUGCGGGGAAGGGAAGCGAAAGUGAGUGUGUAACACCUCUUUGAGUCCGGUGUGCCGCACGCUGUUGGGUCCUGGACGAAGGAUCCGCCCAGUUGAUGUGUUCCCCGAGAGCAAGGUCCGCCCUUCGAGCUGCGUCAUACUGCGGCUCCCAACCGAGAAGACAGCGAAGUUGGGGACGUUGACAUCAAUCAAUUCGGCUGGUCUCAGUUUCCUGAGUGAGUGAGAGAGAAAAAAGAAGUGAGACCCAAUUGACAGUAACAAUGUCCCGGCAGAUACAUUCGCGGAGAAUUGAAGGAUUAGACAAGAAUAUUUGGGUCGAAUUUACACAGCUUGCUGCUGAUCAUGCAGUUGUCAACCUAGGGCAAGGAUUUCCUGACUUCUCCCCUCCAAAUUUUUUAAAAGAUGCUUUCACGAGGGCCAUAAAUGGUGACUUCAACCAGUAUACCAGGGCUUUUGGUCACCCACCAUUAGUGAACAUCCUAGCAAAGUUCUUUGGGAAAUUAUUGGAACAAGACAUUGAACCAUUCACUGAAGUUCUAGUGACAGUUGGGGCAUAUGAAGCCCUAUUCUGUUUCUUCCAGGCACUGAUUGAUGAUGAAGAUGAAGUCAUUAUCAUUGAACCGUUCUUUGAUUGUUAUGAGUCAAUGGUGCGAAUGGCAGGUGGCCAUCCUGUAUAUAUCCCACUGCAUCCAAAACCUGUAUCUGGAAGAUUGAUGACCAGUGCUGACUGGGUAUUGGAUCCUGCUGAACUAGCAAAUAAGUUUAACAAGCGUACUAAAGCAAUCGUCGUUAAUACUCCAAAUAACCCUCUUGGCAAGGUUUUCAACCGUGAAGAGUUGCAGAUGAUCACAGAUCUGUGUCUGAAACACAAUGUGUUGUGCAUUAGUGACGAGGUGUAUGAAUGGCUGGUAUAUGAUGCAAACAGGCAUGUGCGGAUUGCUGGCCUGCCAGGGAUGUGGGAGCGAACAAUCACUGUUGGAAGUGCAGGAAAAACCUUUAGUGCUACAGGGUGGAAGGUUGGCUGGGCAAUUGGACCUAAGGACAUCAUCAGGCAUUUGCAGACUGUCCAUCAGAACUCAAACUAUCAUUGUGCCACUGCAGCACAGCAAGCUGUAGCAGAAGGAUUUGUAAAAGAAUUUGCACGCUUAGGAGCACCAGACAGUUAUUUUACCAACUUGCGUCAGGAACUGCAAUUGAAACGUGACCAGCUUGCUGCCUGCCUCUCUUCUGUGGGGCUAAAGCCAAUUGUGCCAGAGGGUGGUUACUUCUUGAUUGUGGACAUCUCAGCAGUCAAGAUUGAUCUGCCAGUCUCCACCGACACUGAGCAGCCAUAUGAUUAUAGAUUUGUGAAGUGGCUCAUAACUAAUAAGGGCUUGGUCACAAUUCCAGUUUCUGCUUUCUACUCUUCUGAGCACAAAAAGGGCUUUGAAAACUUCAUACGCUUUUGCUUUGCUAAGGAGGACUCAACUUUAAGCAAGGCAGAACAGAUUCUUCAAGAGUGGAAAAGUACAUUGCUGACCCAUUUUUAGUUGUAUUUCUCUUACUUAAAAAAAGAUACGAUUUUCAAAUCUAUGCACAAAUGCAUCAUCAUAGUCUAAUUUGAUCAGAAAAUGACCGUAGAUGCUGCUGAGGAUGGUUUUUUUUUGCCAUGCUUUGAGGCCUGGAUGAAACAUGAAAUGGACAGAAGCUCUUAAACUUCCAGUUAAGGGAUCUCCAAUGCCAGCCCCAUGCCUAACUUGAGCAAUAUUGACAGACUGGAGUGCCUUUGCCAGGGAAUGUUGCAGAAACUGGUGAAAUCUGAAACCAAGUCGGUGGCUGCAAAUAUUAAAGCAGUGUGAGUUUUGAUCUUAGUGUAAUUAUUAGUGUAUUAGUACUGAAAUGUUCAAUUUUUCAGGUGUAUAUUUCAAUACAGUGCAUCAUUUAAUUAUUUUUCAUCAACUGUUCAGUCAUGUUAUGCACUCCAGGACAGAUUGUAUUUGAACCUGGACUGUCAUGUCCAGAGAUAAAAAUCCUAUCACUGCAUCACAAGACCCCUUCAAAUGAAUUUUUAUCGAUCCGUUGGACAUGUUCUUAUGACCCAGAGGUAGGCAUACCACUGUGUUUACUUGGUGCCUCACCUGUGGAAUGAUUUAAAAUGGUUGGUUAAAUAAUUGAUUACAUAUAGCUGUUACUUGCUGUGCAUUUUUUUUAAACAGCAGUUUGAUUAUGUAGGUUAAGACUGAGCUAACUUAGUUUCCACAUUUGUAAGUGAGCAGAAUGCUAUGUGUGUGCAACUUGCAGAUUGAUGAUGAUUGCACUGAGUUCUGCAGGAAACUCAUUACUGCAUAGGAAAUUGUUUUUAUUUUCACUGUUCUACAUGAUUAGCUUAAAUUCAGCUGUGUGUUAAUGUGAGGACAUAAAUUUGAAUUAAAAAUGUUAACUAUGUUUUAACAAUGCAUGUAUUUUAAAAAUGUUUUUGAUGUUUUAACGUAUCUGCUUAGUUUUGUUUUGUAUAGACAUGUCAGCUUAAUAUGCUAUACGAGCUGCUGCUCACAUUGAAUGUUGCCACUAUCAUCUUCUGUAUAAAUAUAGGAAAAUGACUUCCUGGUCUAUUUAAAAGAGUCUCCUGUAAUUAACAAGGUAUCGUUUAUUUCAGUUUAGUACUUAGUCACAAAGAUGUUGAGGAAGACCAGAUGUUUGGUCUCACGCUGUCAAUAUUGAAAGCUGAUCUGCCAGCAACUCUAUAAUAUGCGAAUCGCACUGUUCUGUUUUAACCGUUUCAGAUCUAAUACAGUGUUCAUACACCUGUCUGCAUUGUUCAUGAAUUUAUCAGCAGGUCAAAUACCCACAUCAUAUGUUAACCCUGUGAGACAUCUCAGCUGAGGCUGAAGCAGUGCCAAGAUGGUUCUGUCUCUUAAGUAGGAGACUGUCACUGAUGUUUAGGCACACAGUGCAGUUGCCGCUUAUGUUUUGCAGAAUACCACAUACAGAAAUAAGCAUUGUAAUAAGACACGAUAAUGAGCAUGAAUUUCAUUGCAGUGUGUUUCCCUAGUCUUGUCAUCACUAAUUUCAAAUCUGUUAUUUUUCACUAAAGUUUUGGCGGCAACGCUUAUAAGUAAUUUCUACGUUGCAAUCGCGGGAUAUUCUUCCUGUACGUAAUUUUAAAACAAAA